AUGGGCCAAGGCUACUCCCUCACAACCCUGUCGGCAGGGUCGGCAGGGAUCGACGUACCGGAGCUUUCGGAUCUGGUAUAUGAGAAGUCGAUGGGUGGGGGCAGGUUCAUGAAGAGUAUCCGUGCUAGGCAACAAAAUGGUCUGGUCUUUGUGAAGGUGAUCAUGAAGCCUUAUCCAACGAUGCAACUGGAGCCAUAUGUCAAAGCAAUCAUGAGGGAACGGAAGCUCUUAUCGGAUGUACCAAAUGCAUUGAGCUAUGAGAGAAUCUUGGAAACCAGUACCAGCGGAUACCUGGUCCGUCAGUACAUUCAUAGCUCUCUUUACGAUCGAAUGAGCACUCGCCCAUUUCUGGAGGAUAUUGAAAAGAAAUGGAUCGCCUUCCAACUCCUCUGUGCAUUGCGGGACUCCCACUCCCUAGAGGUUUUCCACGGUGACAUCAAAACAGAAAACAUUCUGGUCACAUCGUGGAAUUGGCUCUAUCUAUCUGACUAUUCGUCAUCAUUCAAACCAACAUUCCUCCCAGAGGAUAACCCUGCAGAUUUUUCGUUCUACUUUGAUAUUUCCGGGCGGAGAACGUGUUACCUUGCCCCGGAGCGAUUCCUAGUGGCCGGUGAAGAACCGGGCAGCCGUCACGUUAACUGGGCAAUGGACAUUUUCAGCGCCGGCUGCGUGAUCGCCGAGCUUUUUCUAGAGUCACCGAUUUUCACGCUCAGCCAAAUGUACAAAUAUCGAAAAGGCGAAUAUAGCCCGGAGCACAGCCAGUUGGUGAAGAUCGAGGAUCCCGAAAUCCGAGAACUUAUCCUUCACAUGAUUCAGCUGGAACCAGAAUCCCGUUACUCUGCCGAGGAAUACCUCAACUUCUGGAAAAACAAGGCCUUCCCGGAGUAUUUCUACAGUUUUCUCCACCAGUACAUGUCUCUCAUGACAGAUCCGUCUUCGGGAAGAACCAAGGUGGAUGCGGAAUCAAAUAAUCGAGGGGAAACGGAUGACCGCGUCGAGAGAGUCUCCUUGGAUUUUGACAAGAUAUCCUAUUUUCUGGGGAUUUCAACUCGACGUCCGGCGAGCCGUCCAUCUAGCACGAAUGCAGCUUCUCGUCUCACCGGAAACACCCUCCCAGUGAAGCUCGACCUACCCGAUGGUGAUAGUGAUGGAAUCCAAACAAUAGCAUCGUCCCCUCGAUUGCAGUCUGAUGAAGGUGUCUUGAUCUUCUUGAGUCUAGUCGUCUCCAAUCUUCGGACGACAUCCAAGGCCUCGGCUCGAAUCAAAGCUUGCGAUAUCCUCCUUGCCUUUGCGGAGAGACUAUCAGAUGAGGCAAAGCUCGAUCGAGUGCUUCCAUAUAUCAUGAUUCUCCUGGCCGACCGUACGGAUGCUGUCAAGGUCGCGGCGAUUCGCACUCUGACUCAAUUACUGGAGAUGAUUCAUGUAGUUUCCCCGGUAAAUGCCUAUCUGUUCCCCGAAUACAUCUUCCCUCGCCUUCAGCCAUUCGUCAUCUCCUCCAAGAGCAGCCCAAGCCCCAUCGUCCGAGCUGCGUAUGCGUCAUGCAUAGCAUCACUGGCGCAAUCCUCCUUGAGGUUCCUGGACAUGAUUCAAGCGUUACGCUCUGAUACCCGGUUGACUUCGCUGAUUCCAGUUGGCUUUGAACCACGAUGGACGGAGGACGCAACCUAUCACAAUCUCUAUGAUGUAGCUCGACUCGACCUUCUCGAAUAUUUUGAAGUCCAUACCAAGUCACUUUUGACAGAUACAGAUGCUUCCGUCCGCCGUGCCUUUCUGGGAUCUGUCUCCAGUCUGUGCGUAUUCUUCGGCAACCUCAAGACCAACGAGGUUAUCCUUAGUCACUUGAACACCUAUCUCAAUGAUCGGGAUUGGAUCUUGAAAUGCGCGUUCUUCGAGGCUGUGGUGGGUGUUGCCGCAUACGUUGGAAGUACCAGCCUAGAGCAGUAUAUCCUUCCUCUCAUGAUUCAAUCUAUGACAGAACCGGAAGAAUUCGUCGUGGAAAAGGUGAUCUGCUCUCUUGCCGCCAUGGCGGAUCUCGGCCUAUUCCAACGAACAACUACGUGGGACCUUCUUCAUAUUACCAUUGGGUUUUUGGUUCAUCCAAACAUUUGGAUCCGUGAGGCCGCAGCAAAUCUCGUGGUCAAGUCGACCAAGUUCUUGUCAGUCGCGGAUAUCUUUUCUAUCCUCACUCCUCUCAUUCGACCGUAUCUCAAGGUUCAGAUUGUGGGUUUCUCUGAGUCGGAGCUGCUUGAAGCUCUGAAACGACCCAUGUCGCGGAAUAUCUAUGAGAUAGUCUUUCUAUGGGCUUCUAAAACAGAUAAGGGAAUAUUCUGGAAGUCCGCGAGUCGAGAUGCAUUCAGUCUUUCGGAACCUGGCAGUUACAGCUCUCGUAUGGGAAGACAUGUCAGUCUGUCGAUGAGCUCGCAGUCCAAGAAUGAGGAAGAUGAGCAAUGGCUUUCACGGCUGCGAAAUCUUGGGAUGACAUCUGAAGACGAAUUCAAGAUUCUGGCGCUCAAGGACUACAUAUGCAGAGUAUCGCUCCGCCAAUCAAGAGAUGUUGAAGCGGAGGCCACAUUGCCACUCGGCGAAAUCGUCGGUCUCUCACAGCAAGGAGUCACGCCUCAGACUGUCUUCUUCGACAAAAAUCUGAAUGAGAAGUCACGCAAUACAUCUUUGGAAAGAAACACGAGUCGCACGCCCGCUCCGCUCGAUGACCGGAGACCGCGAACUAUUGCGGAUGCGCUCCUUGAUGCCUCCACAACAAUUGAGCGAUCACCAUCCACGCAUCGUAAACAUAUCCGCACUAGAAGUCAACUCCACAAAGAAAUCGAAGUCCCACAGCUGCGGAAUACUGUUGUCGAAUCAUCCGCAUCUUCCCCUGCAGCCUCAUCUCCAGCCGCAGCUCCCGGGUCACGCCCAAUGUCGCCACCAGGCUCAGACAUUGAGCGACAGAGCAACCCUCCUAACCGCAGAUUGAGCUCCGGUCAAGAGAGUUCGUCAACAACUCCUACAAAUGCAGACACAUUGUCUCUCAGAGGCGUACCCGUGCAACGCAAGUCUAGCGCCAUCAAUCUCCUCAAUCGCAAUGAGACUGCAAAGGCGUACGCAGAAACGAGCACGAGCUCCGCGAAUGCUUUCGGGAAAGUAGACGCCCAUGUUCAGAGAAGCGGAACCCCACAGCCCUCUGCUCUCUCCCAUGCAAACGAACGUAGACCAACUCAGGCCGUGGCGGCAUCACGACGGUAUCGCGCCAAUCACUCCUACACUGGUGACGAUCCGGUGGUUUUGCGACUGCUGGACAACGUUUUCGCAGAUAGUUAUCCUACAGAUUUGUUUGACUUGGGACCCUAUGUCAAAGAGCUUGACUCUCGACAGCCGAUUCCCAAAUCCAAUACCCACAAUAUCAACAAACUUUGGAAACCCGAAGGCAAUCUGGUUGCCACGUUUGGUGAACAUAGUGGACCAGUCAACCGCAUCGCUGUGCCCCCAGAUCAUUCAUUCUUUGUGACUGCCUCUGAUGACAGUACAGUCAAGAUCUGGGAUACAAUCCGGCUGGAACGAAACUUGACACCUCGAUCUCGUCAGACUCAUCGCCAUUCACCUGGUGCUCGUGUCAAGGCACUGACUUUUGUUGAGAAUACAUACACGUUCGUCAGCGGUGCCACUGAUGGUAGCAUCCAUGCUGUUAGAAUUGACUAUCAAAAAGUCAACGACACUGCUCGGUAUGGCAAACUCCAACUUGUCCGUGAGUAUCAGCUACCGGUCGCUGAGAACGGGUUGCAAGAGUACGCGGUCUGGUUGGAGCACUUCAGAGAUGAGGGACGAUCAACGCUCCUUGUCGCUACAAACACCUGCCGCAUUCUAGCUUUGGACAUGAAAACUAUGCUACCAGUCUUUACUUUGGAAAAUCCCGUCCACCAUGGAACUCCGACAACCUUUUGCUGCGAUCGGCGCCACACUUGGCUGCUCGUCGGGACCACUCAUGGUGUUCUUGAUUUGUGGGACCUUCGAUUCCGGGUGCGACUGAAAGCAUGGGGCCUACCAGGUUGGGGCUAUAUCCACCGAGUUCAGUUACAUCCCAUCAAAUCACGGGGGCGCUGGGUUUGUGUCUCUAGCAGCGGCAGUCAUGGAAAUGAAAUCACCGUGUGGGAUAUCGAAAAGUUCCGCUGUCGCGAAGUAUAUCAGGCCGCGCCACUAAAUUCCAGCGAGGCUGCUACUUCCAAUGGCGGGGCUACCACUGCUCAUCAUAGGAGCUCCCGGGCUGCCACCACUGGCCGGGCACACCGUCUUAGCAUAAGAGAUUUCGAGGCUUGGCCUGUGGACGAGGACCGGCCGGAGGGUAUGCUCAGCCGGUUUGCUACAGCGAGCCCCGCUGCAACUGGUAUGGACGCUGGUUCACCGGCCGGUGGCAAUAAUGGCUCAGCAGCACAGUCCACCAACCUCGCAGGCGAUCGCAUGGGCACUUUGGCAUUCACGGGAGGUCUGAACACUCCGGAUGACGAUAAGGCCGCCAGCAGCAACAGCAAACUUGGGUUCAUCGUCUCGGCUGGAAGCGACCGACGGAUUCGGUUUUGGGAUCUUGCCAACCCGGCAGGUUCAAUGAUAGUCAGUGGACUGGAUGCCGUUCCGAACGGCAAUGCUGCGAGUAAGCCACAGUACGAGAGCACCCAGCCUGGACCCAACCUCUCCAUGGUCACAGAACAUAUGCCCCGCUCGUCGGCCGAUGGUGCCGCCGCGGCUGGCUCGAAGAAGGGAGCUAGUCCACGACCACCUCGCAGCACCGUGAUUAGUCUUCAGCAGCAGAUGCUUCUCAAGAGUCAUUUGGAUAUCAUCCAGGAUGUCGCGGUGCUGCGUCAGCCGUAUGGGAUGAUCGUGAGUGUAGACCGGGCAGGUAUGGUUUAUGUCUUUAAGUAG
Molecule: messenger RNA, 4911 nt
Organism: Penicillium daleae
Lineage: Eukaryota; Fungi; Ascomycota; Eurotiomycetes; Eurotiales; Aspergillaceae
Product: ubiquitin-binding serine/threonine protein kinase VPS15
Exons: 3
Coding region: 1-4911 (1636 amino acids)
Biological process (GO): protein targeting to vacuole; late endosome to vacuole transport; macroautophagy
Cellular component (GO): nucleus-vacuole junction; phosphatidylinositol 3-kinase complex, class III, type II; phosphatidylinositol 3-kinase complex, class III, type I
Molecular function (GO): ATP binding; protein binding; protein serine/threonine kinase activity
Source: RefSeq, a predicted model, not a curated record